GUUACUGCCGUAAUAGGUUUACUAGAGUUGAAAGGUGUUCAUUAUGUCAAUUAUGACCAGUAUGACAUAUUUACAACUUUGAGUAUUAGUUGUAAUUUAGUUGUAAUUAGGGUUGCAACCUGGGUUGUAAUUACUAAUGGCUGGCAACACUAUUGA
This is a messenger RNA of Dentiscutata heterogama, 156 nucleotides long. Lineage: Eukaryota; Fungi; Glomeromycota; Glomeromycetes; Diversisporales; Gigasporaceae. The record is from the annotation of a GenBank genome assembly.